ACUGCAGACAUGUCUGGUCGCGGCAAAGGCGGGAAGGGCCUCGGGAAGGGCGGCGCCAAGCGCCACCGCAAGGUGCUGCGCGACAACAUCCAGGGCAUCACCAAGCCCGCCAUCCGGCGCCUGGCGCGGCGCGGCGGCGUCAAGCGCAUCUCCGGGCUCAUCUACGAGGAGACCCGCGGGGUGCUCAAGGUGUUCCUGGAGAACGUGAUCCGCGACGCCGUCACCUACACGGAGCACGCCAAGCGCAAGACGGUCACGGCCAUGGACGUGGUCUACGCGCUCAAGCGCCAGGGCCGCACCCUCUACGGCUUCGGCGGCUGAGCCCCCGCGUCCACCAGCCUCAUCUAUUCCCCCCCAAAGGCCCUUUUCAGGG
This is a messenger RNA of Miniopterus natalensis, 373 nucleotides long. RefSeq names its product histone H4. The record is from RefSeq and is a predicted model, not a curated record. Gene Ontology annotation, cellular component: nucleosome. Gene Ontology annotation, molecular function: DNA binding; protein heterodimerization activity; structural constituent of chromatin. Lineage: Eukaryota; Metazoa; Chordata; Mammalia; Chiroptera; Miniopteridae.